Messenger RNA from Salmo salar (Atlantic salmon), 2865 nucleotides. RefSeq names its product retrovirus-related Pol polyprotein from transposon 17.6. Lineage: Eukaryota; Metazoa; Chordata; Actinopteri; Salmoniformes; Salmonidae. The record is from RefSeq and is a predicted model, not a curated record. Gene Ontology annotation, cellular component: membrane.
AAUGCACUUAAAGUUGGUUGCCAACCGCUAUAUAAAAUCCACAGAACAAGAAGUUACUUUAUUUUCAACCAAGCGGUCACGACGCAUGCAGAGGGAAGAACUAAACCACAUUUCACUUUCACAGCCUUUGGAAAUAAAGAUCAGAAGUAGGCUAGCGCAUAUGCCUAAACUAACGCUCAUCAGAUUGUGUUUCUGGCUUUGUCUGGCGCGAACGGUGGUCUCCCGAGGUGAUCCUUAUCAUGAAGUGGGAGGUGUGCUCGUGUUGAAGCCAGACAAGUCCACAGUGACUGACCCCAUCACAAGCAUCGUAUGGAAGCAUGGGAAGAACAAGGUGGCAGAGUGGGACAAGGAUUUUGGUGGUCUGGACAUCUAUGCUGCCUUCAAAAACCGUACAACCCUGGACCAGACUACUGGAGAGCUGAGAAUCAGUGGAUUGAUGAAAACAGACAGUGGAGUUUAUUCUGUGGAGUUUAACAGCAAACUGCUUGACAAGACAUAUAAACUAUCUGUUAUCAAGCCAGUCCCCAAACCCACAAUCACUUCUUCCUGUAACCCAGACAAAACCUCCUGCACUCUGACCUGUGAGGGCAACACCCCUGAUGCUGAACCAGUCACCUACAGCUGGAAAGUUGGAGAGAGAGCGUGGGAGGUCUUAGACAAACAGAUUAAUGUCAAUAAGAGCGACACUGGCAAAUCAACUAAUGGUAACAAGUACAUCUGCAACCUGAAGAAUGCUGUUAGUGAGGAAGUCAGUGAGCCAGUUGGAGAGGUGUUUGUUUCAAAGCCAGUCCCUAAACCCACAAUCACUUAUACCUGCAACUCCAACAAAACCUCCUGCAUUCUAACCUGUGAAGGUGACACCACUGGUGCUGAACCAGUCACGUACAGCUGGAAAGUGGGAGAGGGGGCCUGGGAGGUCAUAGGAAAACAGCUGAUUGUCUCUAAGAGUGACACUGGCAAAUCAACCAACAGUUACAAGUACUUCUGCAAGAUGAAGAACUCUGCUGGAGAAGGGGAAGUCAGUGAGCCAGUUGGAGAGGUGUUUGGUCCAGAGCCUUCCAAUACCGGUGCUGUUGUUGUUGGUGUUGUCGUUACCAUUGUAGUGCUUGUUGUCAUCGUCAUAAUAGUUUGGUUGGUGUUGAAGAAAAUAAAAGGAUAUCCCCAAGACACCUGGAUUUACUUUUUGAGAAAGUAUUGUGGUGGAAUGUUUGCUGGUGGUCUUCCUGGUGGGGUAACUGAGGACCAGAAACAUGGGGUUUGAAGGCUCUCAGUACAUGCCUUCAUAUGUUAUACUGAGACAAACAACCAAGAGAGAAACAUGUUUGAACCGUUGGAGAUGUUUUUAAUGAAAUGUAAAAUGAAGAGAAACGACAAGCAAAUAUUGCACAAAGUAACAUGCAUUCAAUCAGAUGAAGUACAUUGAGCUACAAAGUAUUGGCACAGAGACAUCUUUAACCCGAUAUGGAUGAGAAUACCCUCAAAUUAAAACUGGCAGUAUGCACUUUAACCUCAGUCAUUGUAUCAUUUCAAGUACAAAGCCAAAACAACCAAAAAAUGUGUCACUGUCCCAAAACUUUUGGAGCUCACUGUAUAAUGUUUGAAUUUUCUGUACUUCAGAAAUAUGAGGGCAAUAUUUGUAUCUCAGAACAUUUGAUGGACAAAAACAAGAGAUGGUCUUAUACUUUGAGGUAAAUAGCUUUGAAUUCUUACCCUUUCUCAGUAUUCAUGUCUCAUCUUUACAAAUCUCAAUCAAUUUGUGGAUGUUUUUUUUGAUUGAAGCCAUAGUAUCAAUCACUUUGUGGUUGUAUGAUUCCUUUUCAGGUAUUUUCCCCAGAGUGCUUUAUGCCAACCCACUGCACUUUUUGCUUUUAAUCGUAGAUUGUGAAUCUCUUAUAUAAUUGAAUAAUUUGGCAAAGUCUAGGUGUAGGGGAAAAGUCUAGGUGUAGGGGAAAAGUCUAGGUGUAGGGAAAAAGUCUAGGUGUAGGGGAAAAGUCUAGGUGUAGGGAGAGACUGUUGGUUGAUAGGAACCAGGCCUGAGAGGUAGCGCUCAUCCUCAUCUGCCUUGUAAAGAGAGAGCUCUGCAGUACUGAGAUGUUUUAUUACUAAGAGAGAGCUCUGCAGUACUGAGAUGUUUUAUUACUUAGAGAGAGCUCUGCAGUACUGAGAUGUUUUAUUACUUAGAGAGAGCUCUGCAGUACUGAGAUGUUUUAUUACUUAGAGAGAGCUCUGCAGUACUGAGAUGUUUUAUUACUUAGAGAGAGCUCUGCAGUACUGAGAUGUUUUAUUACUUAGAGAGAGCUCUGCAGUACUGAGAAAAGAACGCUUUACUUGUAUAAUCAUUAUAUGUAUCGCUGUUUAAACUCCAGACCUCCACAUUGUAUUGAUUUGUUGUUGACUGAAUGCUUGUGUUGUACAUUCAUCUGAACACCAAUUCUGUUUCAGCACUUUGUCUUAAGAAUGUAUUUUUUCCAAACUUGAUUGGUGAAAGCAAUACAGAGGAAGGUCCAUAUAGGGCUGGGCUGGGCUGAACCAUCACCAACAUACAUAUCCCUAUCUGAACCCUUUCAGAUCUGUGAAAACUGACUUGGGGAAUGGGACUAGUUAACACUAGACUUAGAGAUCAGUCUCGUUGCAUGUACUGGAUGACUUCUCAGCCAUGUUCACUAAACAGAUCACACCACAGGACUGAUGAUUCCGAAAUCAAGUGUCAACUCUUUCCUUCUGAGACAUGCAGCUGUGCAAAACAAAUGCACUUCAAAGGACAAUGUGACAUCUAUCUGCAAUGACUGAAUCCCAGCCUGUAUAUACUGCCAAUCCUUUGUGAGUUUGAUAUUUAUAUUUUUUUCAAUAAAGGACUUUUCUAUA